AGAGAGAGAGAGGUAGAAAUAGAAAGAGAAGGGUAUGCGGGUAACAAAGUAGUUGGUAAAGAGGAAGGAUAAGUCACAAGUCCCUGUCACAAGGCUCUUCCUGUCAUUCUAUGCUGUAUUAACCCACCACAUGGAGGUGAGCACCAGUGUUGUUCGGACAGUAGAGCUGAAUGAUGGCACACGCAUGCCCCUGCUGGGUUUGGGAACAUGGAAGUCAAGCAGUUCAGCAGCAGUGUGUCAAAGUGCGGUGGAAGCUGCCAUAGCUGCUGGUUACCGUCACAUAGACACAGCCUACAGCUACCGCAAUGAGGUCGAGAUCAGCAAGGCCCUCCGCUCCAAGAUGCAGCAAGGCAUCAUCCAACGACAAGACAUGUAUGUCGUCAGUAAGUUGUGGAGUACACACCAUGCGACCCAUGACAUCCCAUUGUGUCUAAACAAGUCCCUGAGUGACCUGCAGCUGGACUAUCUGGACCUGUAUCUGAUGCACUUCCCUGUAGGACUGAAGAAAGUGGAUGAUGAGCUCUUCCCUAUGAGAGAUGGAGAAAUGCUCACCACUGACAUUGACUAUCUGGAUGUGUGGAAGGGGAUGGAGGCCUUGCAGGCCUCAGGGAAAGUGAAGAGCAUUGGCGUGUCCAACUUCAACGUCCUCCAGCUGGAGAGACUGCUCUCUGUGGCCAAGGUUCCCCCUGCAGUCAACCAGGUGGAGCUGCAUCCCUACCUGGUCCAGUCUGACCUGGUGGAGUUCUGCAAGUCUCGCAACAUCACCCUCACUGCCUACAGCCCCUUAGGUUCCCCUGGAAGACCCAAAGAAUUUCACUGUGGAGACACUGAUCCUGAAAAGCUGCUGGAAGACCCUGUGGUAGGAGACGUGGCUAAGAAGCACCGACGGAGCCCUGCUCAGGUACUGCUGAGGUACCAUGUGCAGCAGGGUAUUGCAGUGAUCCCCAAAAGUGUGAAACCCAAUCACAUUCUGGAAAACACUAAGAUCUUUGACUUCUCUCUGACUGAGGAGGACAUGUCGGCACUGAGAGGACUGAAUAGAGGCUGGAAGAGCUGCAUCAUCGACUCCUUGAAGUCUCAUCCAUACUACCCCUUUGAAUGAGAGUCCCUGGGGAUCAGAGACAAGAGACAGAGAAGUCACUUGGGAGAAUAAGAUAACUGUUUCUCAACCUGAGAACAAGGCCAGAUUACUAUCCACCUCCUCAACAUUGGCCUGCACAUGGUCUUCAACCAGUGUUUAUUGUUUACCUAUAAUGUGAAAUUGUGAUGAUAAAUAGAAAUGUGGUGCUGAAGGUA
Messenger RNA from Oncorhynchus tshawytscha (Chinook salmon), 1296 nucleotides. RefSeq lists its product as uncharacterized. The transcript has 10 exons. Gene Ontology annotation, cellular component: cytosol. Bases 131 to 1102 code for a protein of 323 amino acids. Gene Ontology annotation, molecular function: aldose reductase (NADPH) activity. NCBI's taxonomy places the organism in Eukaryota, Metazoa, Chordata, Actinopteri, Salmoniformes, Salmonidae. The record is from RefSeq and is a predicted model, not a curated record.